AUGGCUUCUUUUGUGGAAGAGCUAUGGUCCAGCGUCUUCACGCCGGGCCCCACUCCGACACUGUUGAUCGCGACCAACGUCAGCUUCGCCGCCCUCCAGCUCGUUCUCUUCAUCCUCCUCCUUGCAACGUACAGCGUACACUUCGUCGCGCUGUCCGUCAUAUCCGCGGGCUUGUGGUACUCGAUCAACUGGUUCGCGCAGGAAGUGCGCGCCGCCCAACUAGCUCAGGAAGCAGAGGAGAAGAAGAAGGGCCCCGCGACCGACAGGAACAAGGAUUCCGUGGAGGGCGACAGCGACACAGAGACCGAAACCUUCGGCAAGCCUUCAGCCGUCGCCACCGGCAGUGCAUCUUCGUCACGACUACAGCCCACCGAACGCGAUCCCAAGAAGCGGCCCAGCUCGGGCGGCGAUAGCUCUGGCUACGGAAGCACCGACAGCGAAUGGGAGAAAGUCGAGGAUAAACAGGCGUGA
Molecule: messenger RNA, 471 nt
Organism: Penicillium cinerascens
Lineage: Eukaryota; Fungi; Ascomycota; Eurotiomycetes; Eurotiales; Aspergillaceae
Product: V-type ATPase assembly factor PKR1
Exons: 1
Coding region: 1-471 (156 amino acids)
Biological process (GO): vacuolar proton-transporting V-type ATPase complex assembly
Cellular component (GO): endoplasmic reticulum membrane
Source: RefSeq, a predicted model, not a curated record